Sander lucioperca (pikeperch) is the source of this 3584-nucleotide messenger RNA. Its product is annotated as protein Smaug homolog 2. Lineage: Eukaryota; Metazoa; Chordata; Actinopteri; Perciformes; Percidae. The coding region runs from base 651 to 2690 and encodes 679 amino acids. The record is from RefSeq and is a predicted model, not a curated record. Gene Ontology annotation, cellular component: P-body. Gene Ontology annotation, biological process: nuclear-transcribed mRNA poly(A) tail shortening; regulation of mRNA stability; negative regulation of translation. The transcript has 13 exons. Gene Ontology annotation, molecular function: mRNA binding; protein binding; translation repressor activity.
UGUACUCACGUCUUGCGUCAACUCAAAAAUCGAAGUAGAUUUCUCCAGGCGUACACUCUUUAUUUUCUGCAUUGCAAUAAACAUUUUGUACAUAAAUUCUUUAACAUGGCCUGUUUAAAACCAUGGGAGCUUACAGCUGUAAAGGAAUAUCCUUAAGGAAUACCUCGUAUGGGAUCGAAAUCUACGCCUCUUUCAGCUAAGAUAACGUUAUUGCAUCUAUUAGCAAAACUUGCUAGCUAAGAAGCUAGCGUUAGCACUUAGCUAGCUCUACCCUACCGUCGAGCUAGCUAUGCAUUAGCACUUUAGCCUAGCUCGCUAACCAGUGACAACUGACAAAGGGCACGGAUGAUGUGAUCCUGAGUGAAAAACAAAGCUUUUCCUGUUUGUGUCAUUACCAACUACGAUUGACACACACUUUAAGUCUCACUUCAUAAGAAUAAUCCGUACAGCAUCCCUGUCUGCAGUUCCUUCCGCACCUGAACCAUGUGAGGGCCCCUCGGUCCAGUCUGAGGGGAUCCCAGGACUGUGGUUGCAAAUACGACCCCGCUGUGCGGGGUGGGACUGAUCCUGUCUGUGUCUGAGAGAGCAGUCUUUCCAGUGCCCCCCUCCCCAUCCACAUAUUCCUGUUCUCCUUACCGAGGAGACACGCCAUGAUGUUCCGGGACCAGGUAGGUAUCCUCACAGAUUGGUUCAAGGGCUGGAAUGAGUGUGAACAGACGGUGGCACUGUUGUCCCUCCUGAAGAGGGUGUCCCGCACCCAGGCUCGCUUCUUACACAUCUGCCUUGAACACUGGCUGGCAGACUGCACAGAGAUCCACAUCCUAGAAGCUGAGGCCAACAAUGCAGCAAUUGUCAGCCAGUGGCAUCAGGAGCCAAAGGAGAAGGUUGUGUCCUUGCUGCUGUCCCAUCUGCCUCUGCUGCAGCCACGCAACAGCGAGGCCAAAUGUGAGUACAUGAAGCUGCUGCAGAAGGUCUUGAGUCACACUAUUGAGAGUAGCCUGUUUGUUGAAGAAAGCAGGCAGCUGCUGUCCUACGCGCUCAUCCACCCUGCCACCACACUGGAUGACCGCACCUCCCUGGCCAUGUGGCUAAACCACCUGGAGGAGCACCUAUCCAGUGGCUACACGCCCCGGGCCCCAUCUAGCCCCUACCACCCGCGCCAGGGCUCAGAUGAAUGGCCCAGCUCUGCUGAAGCUCUGGACCCCGGCCACGCCUGGCACGACCAGUCCCCCUCAUCCAGUACGUCUCCUGCAGGCCAGAACGGACACAUGUCUUUCCCAGGCGGGAUGUCCUCUCCCAUCAACAGCAAUAACACAGGUCUGUGUGGGCAGAUGCAGCCCAGCCCUCUGAAGAAGUCCAUGUCCGUUAUUCCUUCCUGUCCCCAGGCUUGUGGCUCUGAAUGGGUUUGCCAGGAUGACAUAGGGGGCCGGCAGAACUUCAUUCUAACAGACCACGCGCCCCUUUCCCCCCAGAGCAGCGUCGCCUCCUCAGGCAGUGAGCAGACGGAAGAACAGGGCUCUGCUCGCAACACCUUCCAGGAGGACGGCAGUGGCAUGAAAGAUGUUCCCGCAUGGUUGAAGAGUCUCCGCCUUCAUAAAUAUGCAUCACUUUUCUCCCAGAUGACCUAUGAGGAGAUGAUGAUUCUCACAGAGCAACACCUAGAGUCACAGAACGUCACUAAAGGAGCACGGCAUAAGAUCGCCUUGAGUAUCCAGAAACUGCGAGAGAGGCAGAGUGUGCUCAAGUCUUUAGAGAAGGAUAUUUUGGAAGGGGGAAACCUGCGUAACGCGCUCCAAGAAUUGCAGCAGAUCAUCAUCACCCCCAUCAAGGCCUACAGCCCACCCAGUGCAGCGCAGACUGCCCUUGACACGGCCGCCGCCUCGGACACAGCCACCUCCCCUUCAGAAGCUACAAAAACAGGCGCAGACAAAGACCCCGCGUCAGAGGGCUUCCAGUCCCACAACCCACCUCCCUGUGAUGGAGACUCCUCAGCCACACCCAUCUCAGACGGCGACAUUGCUGGACAGUUCACCCGUGUCAUGGGUAAAGUGUGCACCCAGCUGCUGGUGUCAAGGCCAGAUGAGGAGAAUAUCAGCUGUUACCUUCAGCUCAUUGAGAAGUGUCUGACACAUGAGGCUUUCACAGAAACUCACAAGAAAAGGCUGGUCUCCUGGAAGCAGCAGGUCCUCAAACUGCUACGCCUGUUCCCUCGGAAAGCUAUGCUGGACAUGCCUGUGUACAGACAGAAAGGCUGGACCUAUGGGUCCAACUCCCUCCCCACAGCAGGCUCUGUGAGUGGAGUUGUAGGGCGGCGGGGACAAAGGCAGUUCCAGAUGACUUCUCGUGGUCUCCCAGCUGGGCGCAUUGGCCUUCUGAGUCCCGGCGGGAUCGGGGGAGCAUCUUCACGCCACACACUUACUAGUCCUGCGCUGGCAGGCCAGGGUAGACAGAACCUGUGGUUUGCCAACCCUGGGGGCAGUAACAGCAUGCCAAGUCAGAGUCGCAGCUCUGUGCAGCGGACCCACUCACUCCCUGUCCACACUUCCCCACAAACCAUGCUCAUGUUCCAGCAGCAAGAAUGCCAAGUUCCAGGCGCUGACCUGGAGAUCAACCCCACGCUGGAGUCACUGUGCCUCAGUAUGACAGAGCAUGCCUUAGGGGAUGGAACAGACCGGACGUCAACAAUAUGAAAAGAACAAAGGAAAAAUACACUUCAGUUGAGGCCUGUUCAACUCCUCUUCACCCAGCACAAAGAUAUACGUAUGCUUAAGAAAACCAGGCAAAGCAGUCACUACAAAAUGACAAAAAAACUGUGUAUAUGUUCUCUAAUAUUUUUGUACUUUAUUAUAUACAACUAAGUUUAUUAAAAAUGGAAUACAGAUGAUUAUUAUAUUGCAGGACAGAGAAAAAGAAAAGGCAAACUGCUCCAUGUCACCUGCGGGACUGUGACAUGAGGCAUGUGCAGAGGCUCAGUUUGCCGUGGUCUGAGAGAAAAACGGUGGAUUGGUGCUGUCUUAAAGGGGUUCUGCCCUACAAGUUACUCUUCUUUUCCUCCUGCCUUUGGAGCAAGGCUUCUUUCCAGAACACACUAACAGCCGCAGCCCCUGCAACACAUAAUGUGUAGAUUCAGAAAAUGUCCACCCAAAAGUGAGGCACUUUUAUUAAAUGAUCUCUGAUAUUAGCCACUAAACUGUAAUUGGCCCUAGGAUGCACUCGCUGAGGUUCCACUUGUAGACAGGUAUUGGUAAACUGACACCAAUACACUUCCUAGCCAACCUAAUUGUUCUAUAACCAGUGCUAGUGAGGGCUUGUGUUGGUUGAAAGUUUGAAAGCUUUCCUUGGUUCUUUUUAUCCACAGUAGAGGACAUGUUUUUGUGGCAAAGGGUAGGACCAAAAGGAUUGAGGAAAAGCUUGUAACAAACCACAGCCAUUCCCUUUUGUCUUGGUUGCUGUCCCUGAACACAUCAACGCAGAAGUGACUGUCCUCUAAACGUCUACAAAGCCAAAGAGAAGGGUUGUGCGAUUUGAGAUGGAUGUUUGUAGUGAAAUGCAGCAGAAUGGUAUAGUCUUUUUUUUUUUUUUUU